AUGCCGAGCCAGCACGUGCCCGGAAAGGGAUCUUUGCAGACGCUCCGCACUAAGGUGGAGACCGGCCACAUGCGCUCCGCGAAGAAAGGCUGCCUCGGCCGCAAACUGACCGCAGAGGAGCUCGAGGCGUGCAAGCGGGAGCUCGCCGAGCUGGAGGCCAAGCGCAAGGAGGGCAUGGAGCACCGCAAGAAGGUGGCGAAGGAGACCCUCCAGAACACGAGGGAUCUCAAGCAGGGCCAGGCCGAGCUGAAGCAGGGCCAGGGCGAGAUCAAGGACGGCGUCGGCCGCAUCGAGCAGAAGCUCGACCGCAUCCUCGGGGCCGAGGGCAGCAGCCAGCACCACAGGGAGCUGGCCAAGCAGGCGACCAAGCGCGAGCGCGAGAAGGCCAAGGAGGAGCUGAAGCGCCAGCGCGAGGAUUCCAAGCGCCAACGCGAGGAUGACAAGAUCCGCCAGCUCCUUUCCGUCGGGCUGUCGAUCGACUGUGUCGACCGCUUCGUGGACGGUGUGCUCAUCAGGGGCGGCGUGCUGUCCCCGCAGUGCUUCGAGGUAGAUGACCUUGGCGCCGCGUUCGAGCUGUGCGGCUUGGACUGUCGCCUGGCGGCGUUGAAGGGCUCCAUGGCCCUUGUCCAGGUCAUGCAGUGGGAAGGGCGCACUUUCCCGGAGAGCGAGCUGAAGAGCCUGGGGCUUGAGAAGAUGGAAGCCCAGCCGCGAAACGGCUCGGCUGGCAUGGAGAUCGUUUACGAGGAGAGCAAGGGGCUCAUGUACAACAAGCCAAUCGUGAAGACAGGAGCGGAACGUUGGAUUCGAGUCACCGAAAGGUAUUUCUUGGUCCGCCUCCUGAUGCCCGCGUCGUGUGUGUUCGAGCAGCUGGCUGCGGGGGAGCCGUCGCCGAAGCGCCGACGCACCGAGGAGGCUGCCGAGCCAGCAGCCCAGCCGGCAGCCACGGAGCCCGCAGAGGCAGCGCCUGCAGAGGCAGCGCCCGCGGAGCAGCCGCCACCGGCGCCACCGGCCCCCAAGCCACCCUCCCCUGAGCCAUUAAGCGCGGCUAACGAGCAGCUUCCCGAGAUUUUGGUCCACGGGGUGCGCUGCAGCCACCUGGUGGCCGACUACUACAUUGUCAAGGAAGCCUUUCCCGAGCUGUUGGAGAUCGUUUUGUGCAUUGAGUCGACGAGCCCCCCUUUGGGUACCUUCUAUGGAAUGCAGUUGAAGCCGGAGAACCGCUCCCAGGUGCCGAGCACCUGCGCUCAGCUGCGCCUGAAGUUGAGCUUCGAGCAGCCUGCCGCGGAGCCAGCCCCUCAGCAUUUUUCCGAGAAGAAGCCCGGGGACUCUGAGGACAGCUCGACGCGAGCCGAAACGGAGCCCGCGGAGCUGCCUGCCAUCCAGGACGCCGAGCCCGCAGACGAGGAGCCCGCCCAGACCGUCCGCAUCUUCGGCGAGCAGGGCUUCGACGUCGAGAUCAAGGACGGAUGCCUCGGUCGGGUUUUGGGCGACCUCUACCACGCCGGGAAGGUCCUGGAGGGGCUCUGCUUCGAGGUCACUUUGCAUCUCUUCAAGGACAGCCGCAAGCUGGGCACGCCCCAGAUCGUCGAGAAUGUGGUCUUGAACAUGGUGGAGGACCGGCGCAGCGGCAAGGCCUUCGAUGUGAAUGGCACCAUCGCGAAGGUGACGCGGGUCACGAUGCUGCUGGACAUCGGGGCCACUCGGCUCAACGGCUUUUGGGGCAUGUGGAUGGGCGACGGCCAGCGCGAGAUCAUCAGCGACUUCGAGGCGUUCCUCAUGGCCGACCCCGCGCCUUACGGCAUAGAGUAUGUGGACAUUGUCGAGGGGGGGAGACGUGCCCCUGAGCCAGGUGCUCGCACUCCUUUGCGACAUGUGAUCCGCAAGCAGCGCCCCGACGGACAGAGUGCGGCGCAAAAAGUCUUCGAGUGCAGUGUAGGUCCCCUUCCCCCGAACCCCUCCAGGGAUGCAACACCGCAGCCUCGGCUGAGACAUGGAGUGCCCGCGCUGCGGGAAGCGCUUCCCCCAGGCGUCCCGGCUCCGGGAUCACAUUGUGCUGCCGUGCACGAGGGCCGCCGGGAGCACGCGUGUCCCCACUGCCAGAAGCGCUUCGGCUUCGCCUCGGGGCUCCGAGAGCACGUUAGGCUCGCCCACGAAAACGUCCGGCCGCACGGCUGCGGCCUGUGCGGCCGGAGCUUCCACAAAGCCGCGGACCUCCGCGCCCACGCUGCCAUCCACGAGCGCCGCGGUUUCGUGUACCGCAGCGGCCGGGAGGCGUGCGUGGAACGUCUGCUGCGCCGGGAGGAGCUGCCCUUCCGUGCGCAGCUUCGCGUAGAUUUCACGGAUGGCUCCAGCCACGGCGGCCACGCGCUGCUGGACUUCGCUGUAGAGCGCGACUGGGGGCUGAUCGCCCUGGAGGUCGAUGAGGGACAGCACGCCUCCAGGGAGCCGGCGGACGAGUGCCGCCGCAUGGUCGAGAUCUUCCGCUCGAAAAGCCGGCCCCCCGGCAAGCUGCGGUUUCUGAGGUACAACCCGGACUGCGGGCUGCACGUGGUGGAGCGCCACGGCCGGCUGCUGGAGGCGCUGGCGGAGCCGCCGCCGGCCGGCGACCUGGAGAUCCUCUACUUGUACUACGACCUGCCGGCGCCGGGCGCUGAGCUGCCGAGCGUCUGCCUGAGGGCCGACUACCUGGAGGAGCUGAGGGCCGUGGCCCGCGCCUACUGA
Messenger RNA from Symbiodinium sp. CCMP2592, 2721 nucleotides. NCBI's taxonomy places the organism in Eukaryota, Dinophyceae, Suessiales, Symbiodiniaceae. The record is from the annotation of a GenBank genome assembly.